AAACAACGCUGCCUGAAUUCCAACAGUCUGUGUUUGGGUUUUCUGUGGUUUCAUUUCGACAUAAUCGCUGUUUUAAGUGGAUAUAGACAUGGAAGACAAAGAAGAAAAGAAAGCUCCAUCAGUAAUCGAUCGUUAUUUCACUCGCUGGUACAGAACUGAUCUGAAAGGAAAGCCAUGUGAGGAUCACUGCAUUCUACAGCACUCUAACAGGAUAUGCGUAAUCACACUCGCAGAGUCUCAUCCCAUAUUUCAGAAUGGACGUAAAAUUAAAAACAUCAACUACCAGAUCAGUGACGGAUGCAGCCGUCUGAAGAACAAGGUUUCUGGAAAGUCAAAGCGAGGUGGUCAGUUUCUGACAGAGUUUGCCCCUCUAUGUAGAAUCACAUGUACAGAUGAACAGGAGUUCACCAUAUUCAGCUGUAUCAGAGGACGACUUCUAGAAGUCAAUGAAGUCAUUCUAAACAAGCCAGAUCUGUUAAUGGAAAAGCCUUCCACAGAGGGAUACAUUGCUGUAAUAUUACCUAAAUUUGAAGAGAGUAAGAGUGUCACAGAGGGUCUUCUGACCAGAGAACAAUAUGAGGAGAUACUUACCAAAAGAAACCAACAAGAAGUGCCUUGCUGAAAUCAACCUGCUGAGACUCUUCUGAAGAAUAAUGGCGUCAAGCAGGUGAAAACAUCAUGUCUGUGAACUUUUGAAUCCCCAAAAAAUUAAGAGAAUGAUGACUUGAAGUAAUUAAGACUUGUCUGCUGGAUCCAGAACAUGUUUCGUUGGGCUGCUAUUCAUGAGAUGCAUAGAGAUGACCAGCUUUGUUUGGUUUUUUAGGGUUUAUUUCGUUGCAUUAACAAAUGUUUUCAGUUUUAAGAAAAUCGACAUGUCUGUAACCAAACAGACACAUUAUUUGCCUUCUGCAGGUCAUUAUAGUUUCAGCUAAUGCUAAAUAAAGGGCAUCUUUCCAUUCA
This is a messenger RNA of Danio rerio (zebrafish), 960 nucleotides long. RefSeq names its product actin binding transcription modulator (gene abitram). Gene Ontology annotation, cellular component: growth cone; lamellipodium; nucleus. NCBI's taxonomy places the organism in Eukaryota, Metazoa, Chordata, Actinopteri, Cypriniformes, Danionidae. The record is from RefSeq and is marked provisional.